GCGCGCCCUGCGCUCGCCGUCGCCACUCGCUGGGGACCUCUCACCAUGCAGACCGCUCCGCACCCUGUCGCCAUCCACAUGCAGCCCCACGACGGCAAAGAGUCGGGCGCGCCGCCGUACCCCUACGCCAGAGCGGUCGCGGGCCCGCAACCCCAGGACUACGUGCUGUGGUCCUUGUUCAGCUUCUCGUUCCUGAACGCCUGCUGCCUCGGCUUCGCCGCUCUCGUCUUCUCCAUCAAGUCAAGGGAUCGCAAAGUUGUUGGAGAUCCUGAAGGUGCGGCUACUUAUGGCAGGACCUCCAAGUGUCUGAACAUCGCUGCUCUGAUAGUGAGCAUCAUAAUAUUCAUCAUCCUCAUCGUCAUCCUUGCUACCUCUGCAGCAGUUUUCCGAGCACAAUUCCAAGAGAUGAUGAAGAAUCACCAAUAACUGUAGUGUUGGCUCAGUGGCAAAUUGAGAAGGCAGAAUAUGCCCCCCAGCAUUAUAGCAUUGCUUGUAAGCUUUGGCUUGCCUUUGCUUCUCUGAUUGUACCCAACCUGCUCAUCCACUUGCAAGGAAGGAGGCAUUCCACACAGCACCUGGGCAUGUUUGCCUCAGGGUCCCUUCCAACUCCAUAAUUCUAUGAUUCUAUGAAAAAUGGAGGAGAGACUCAGAUGUCAUCUUGAACUUCACCAUCCAGUUUAAGAUGCUUAUUGAGAAACGACAUUUGUUUGAUGCUCUUUCUUUGUUCAAGAUCUGGAUUAUUGGCCUUCCUUCAUUCUGUUGCUCAUUAAAUUUAAUCAUUAUUUUUUAUGAUGUUCAACAAGUUUCUUACUCAAGAUGUGUACUGCAGCUUUUCUGUAUCGAAACACGAAGUCUGGGGUGAAUUCUGAGCAAAUAAAAACAUGCCUACCUUA
Zootoca vivipara (common lizard) is the source of this 893-nucleotide messenger RNA. RefSeq names its product interferon-induced transmembrane protein 2. Gene Ontology annotation, cellular component: plasma membrane. The record is from RefSeq and is a predicted model, not a curated record. NCBI's taxonomy places the organism in Eukaryota, Metazoa, Chordata, Lepidosauria, Squamata, Lacertidae.